Pogona vitticeps (central bearded dragon) is the source of this 4871-nucleotide messenger RNA. RefSeq names its product TIMP metallopeptidase inhibitor 4 (gene TIMP4). The record is from RefSeq and is a predicted model, not a curated record. Lineage: Eukaryota; Metazoa; Chordata; Lepidosauria; Squamata; Agamidae. Gene Ontology annotation, biological process: response to hormone; response to cytokine; negative regulation of endopeptidase activity. Gene Ontology annotation, molecular function: metalloendopeptidase inhibitor activity; protease binding. Gene Ontology annotation, cellular component: extracellular matrix.
CACAGUAAAAGUUAGUAUUGGGUCAUCCAGUUUACUUUGCCAAUGUGAGAAAAAUCACAUAUAAUGUGAGAAAAUCACAUAUAAUAUUCUUGGCUAAUUUCUGUAAAUAUAUAAGAUCUACAAAAUAUUCUAAAUAUUUUAAGAUCAGGGAGAAUACAUUUCCUGAAAGGCCUCGGACGAACGCUGCUGAAAAUGACUCAUAACAACAUAAUCAAAUAAGGUAACCUUUCUUUUGGUACAACAAACCUGUCAUACAGUAUUUUCACCAAUGAUGUGCUUUUUGCAUAAAGGAAGGCGGGAUUAGACGUUAAGUGUCAGGGAAAUAAAUAAGAGGGUCUUAUGUCAGGGGCAUUAGAAGUCAGUUAACAUAAGUAUAUGUUCAGGCUGAGCUCAGAGGGCUCUUUACACACCCCUCAAAGCAUUUUAAGUCGGUUGCAAACUGAACGGCUGUUUGCAGAAAGAAGAAACCAGACAGUCAUUAGGAAGUUUAGAUAUCAAUUCAAGAGUGAAAGAACAUUUUCUUCAAGCUGGACAGCAAGCCGUGCUCCGAGCAAAAUGAAUCCUCUACUCAGUACCUUGUUAUUUUCACUGCUACUCCUCCUAACUCUCAGAAUUCAGGAGCUGAUAGAAGCUUGCAGCUGUGCCCCUGCGCACCCUCAGCAGCAAAUCUGUGAUUCUGCUUUAGUGAUUCGAGCAAAAAUUUCCAGUGAAAAAGUGAUUGCACCAAGUGAGGAUCCUCUUCAUACUCACAAAAUGAUCCAGUAUGAAAUCAAACAAAUAAAGAUGUUUAAAGGAUUUGAAAAAUUGAAAGAUGUUCAAUUUGUCUUCACACCUUUUGAUUCAUCCCUCUGUGGGGUGAAAUUAGAAGCCAAUAACAAGAAGCAGUAUCUCCUUACAGGACAAAUUUUAGAUGAUGGGAAAGUUCUUAUCCACUUAUGCAACUAUAUUGAACCAUGGGAUGACCUCACCUUCUCUCAAAAGAAAAGCCUGAAUCAGAGAUAUCAAAUGGGCUGUGGCUGUAAAAUUUCUACCUGUUACAUGGUGCCCUGUUCCAUCACUGCACCAAACGAAUGCCUGUGGACAGAUUGGCUGAUAGAAAGAAAACUCUAUGGACACCAAGCAAAACACUAUGCGUGUAUCAAGCGCAGUGAUGGAACAUGUAGUUGGUAUCGUGGUGGCCCUCCUCUGGAGAAAGAAUUUGUGGACAUCAGUGAACCAUGAAUGAUGCAAUUUCUUUCAAAGCCCCAGGAGUUAAGUCUCUCCAUUGCUGCGCGCUCACAGCUGCUUUGAACUUCCAACAACCAUUUCUUGCUUAGAAACAAAAGGAAAUUGUGCUGUGUAAAUAAAGUACACAGUUUGUAGAAUUGGCAUCCAGACAAGAAGAGAAAUGAGCCUCCUGGAGGUAGCUACUCUCUAAAGUUGUUUCUAUAGAGGGGUGCUAUGUGGGAGCACUGUAUUGUUUUCAGAAAAUACGUUUUAAAGUCUAACUGAAUGUCUCCAUACAAAUAAGAUUCAUCAGAAUUUGGACUACGACUGCUGUUAAUAAGUUGUGUAAAAGAACCAUCUUGUUUUAAUCCAAAAUUCUAUUUCUGGGGACUAAAAAGAACAGUCUCAUACAGUCAUCUUUCUUUAGACUAAUGUUCCGAGAUGAGGAAAGCUUGGAUAAUGUGUAUGUAAGAUGUUAUAACAGUCUGCUGUAAAAUGUCUGAAAGAUUAAUCUACCUUGUUUCUGAUGGUGCAAGUUAAUUUUUUGUGUAUGCUGUUUAAAAUGUUCUACUGCAUUUUUCUGUACACUGCUUACUAUUGUCUCAUUUAGCCUUAUCUUUGUCCUGAGGGAUUUGUUUGUAACUAUAGUUCAUCUUUGAUAAUCAAAAGCAGAUCUGGUGUAAUAAUCCAAUGGAUUGGAAUAUACUGUAAAACAAAAAUUAACAUUGAUUGUUCUGUUAUGUAAUUAUUAUGACACUUUUACCACCAAAGAAGGAACAUCAAUGAAAUCAUAAAAACUGAUUUCUCUAUUAGAACUUUUCACCUUCAGAGCGAGUGGCAUCAUUAUGGCCAAGGAAACAUACUUUGUGCUGAUGAACUUUUGACAACUAAAUCUCUCUCUCUCUUUCUUUCUGUGUGUGUGUGUGUGUGUGUUUGUGUGUGUGUUCCAUUAUUUUGAAAUGUACUUGGUUACCAAGUCUUGUAUGAACAAAUGAAGCAAAAGGGAUGAAAUGAUGGUCAUAAAGGGAGAUGGAUGAAAUCAUCAUACUAGGAGGAAUGGUCACUCUCUCUUGAUAUGUAUUAGGGCAUUGUCAUGAGAAGCAGUAAAAGAGUUUGCUCUGACCUUAUACCUGUGAUGAAAGUAUCAUGCUCACGAACAUUCCAUAAUCAUAAAUUUGCACAUAUGCUGUCCUAUACAUCUGCACUGGAAAACAUGCAGGACAUGUAAUAUUAUUUGGGUAGACUAGGGAAACAAGAUGUCUAGGUUCUGAUAUCUUCACUUGUAACAUCAUCAUUGCAAUUGCUUUAUGGUCUACCUGAAUAUGUCAAUCAUAAAUAUGUUCACUGUGAGUUGGUUCGUUGCUAACUACAUUUCAGGGGACACGGAUUACGACAGAACACUGUCAGAUUAAACCAGGAAGAAGUCAUGCCAUGUUAGAUAUGUAACUAUAUAUGCUAGACAACCUGUGAAUUAUUUUUAAGUAUUAGGCAUGGAACUCUGAAAGUUUCAGCUGCAGAAAGAAUUUGAAUAUAUGAAUAUAAAUUAUUGGAAUUUGCAAAUGUGACACUUUCACUUGGUCUGAUAAUGAUCAAGUAACAACUCUGUAAAAAUGUACUUCUAAAUUUUCUGCCAUAGUGGCUAAGUUGAAACACAGCCUCUUUUAAAAAGUACAAUGCUCAAGUGUUAAUCUAAUUUUAAAAUAUAUUAAAAACAUCUCAUAUGAUUCAUACAAAUUGGUUAUACAAAAUUAUUUUAUAAAUUUCUAAUCCCUUGGGAGCAAACAGGCACCAUUUUAUUUUUCAAGGGUUUGGGAAGGAUGUGAGCUUAGCAAUGCCAACGUGAACAAUCUUUUGCCAUAUUUGGAUUUCUCCAACUAUAUUUAUUUAAGCAUAUUUGAAGCACUAAACAGAAUUAAUUACAGCCUGGAAAAGUUGUUUUAUUGCACAAGAGCUACUAGCAUUCCACAGUCAGCAGGGCAAGUGACCAUGCUAGCAGGAGUGGGAACGUUAGUGCAAAAUAUUUUGUUGUUGUUGUUAGCUCCAGAAUUAAUGCCUUAGUGAGCAUGACCAGAUUACUGGGUUUAGCUUUCUCAAGAAUAUGAGCUUUGUGAGAAAGCCAAACCUCAGAUAACUCCAGGUAUACUUGGGAGUUGGAUGCUACAAGGGACAGAGAGGCUACUGAACUCCUGCUGGCUGUCCUGUUCUCUGCUGGUUGGAACAUCUGGAAAUGUUCUGAUUGGAAAUGUUCUCUAUAUCUGUACUGGCAGAUAUACAGAGAAACAUUUUUUUGUACUGAAUUACGGGUUCAGAACAUAAAAUUAAUCCUGGGGAGGGGGACUGGAAAAAAAUAAGAAGCAAAAGCAGUUGGCACAUAAACACUUCAAAGAUACGGUACUAUUAUCUCUUUAGGGAUGGGUAAAUAGCCUCCCAUUCACUCUGCAACCCACCUGAGUUCCCUGAUUCUUCACAGUGACUAUGUGAAAACGUUUGAGAAGCUUUUGUAAACUCAGAAAGAUCAAAACCAAGAAUGCACUCUUGGUGGAAAAGGUUGUAAAGAAGGGGAAAUGGUCAUUCUAGGGAGGAAGCACAAAGAGAAAUAGAGCUCUUGACCUCACCAGGUCUACAGCGGUAUUGAGCAUGUCGUGUAGCUGGCCUUGGAAAUGAUAAGUAUUUAAAGAACACCUUCUGAUGGUUAGGUUUUACAGGGUCUGGGAAGGGGGUCUGCAUUUGCAGUCUACAAAUAUGGUUCUGAAUCACUUUGACAUCAUUUGCAAAGUUUGUUUUUUAACUGGGAGUUUGACUUUUGAAGCGCUCUUGUUGCAAUCCUCAUUUCUAAUUCUGAAUAAGGAAUAUUAGUCAUUCAAUGACCUCAUUAGCUGAAUAUAAAUAUAGGACAGCCUUUCUCUCUAGAUGUGGACUAUGUUUUUUUAAUGUGCCAUCAAGUUGCAUCCAAUUUAUAGCUAACAUCAUAGGAUUUUCAAGCUAUGUGAGACAUUCAAACGGAUAGUGUACUACGUAGUGCCACCCAACAAGGAUUUUCCAUGGCUGUGCAGGGAUUUAAACCCUAGUACACUGAGCCUUAGUCCAUCUCUCCAUCUACUACACUACACUUCUGGCUACUUUUUCUAUCACUACAAGUUUGAUGAAUAUUUCCUUUUAGUUUAUCAUGGGAAUUAAAAUUAGGCAACUAAUUGCUCUCAAAGUUACUGAAACAUCUGAAAAGCCAAUUAAAUUCAAAUGUUACAAGUCCAAAACUUAGAAUUGUACUCAUCACAUCAAAGUCAACACAAAUGCUUCUACUCAUUUUGAAGAGAUUUCAUUUGAAAAAUUUCAAAUAUAUUCCCAUGAAGACUAAACCACUUUAAAACAAAACUCUUUUAGCACUGAAUUGGUGACGGACUCUGAACCAUAAUGUCUAUUUCUUUUCCAGAUAAUACUAGCUAGUGAGCUUUCUACUUCAAGAUCUGUUUUUUAAAUGAUCUGAACUACAUUAAGAGCAAAGCUAGCUCCAAUAGUUAUUUACAAUGUUAGAAAAAUUGUUCUUCUCUUGCUCUCUACACUUAUAGUAAAUAUUUAAUAAAUAGAUCAAAUAAUCAAGAAAUAUCUUCACACUAGUACUAUUAUACAAAAAUAAAUGACCAAAUUUGAACUAGACCUCUGUUUUA